CAAAACAAGGAAAAAAACAAGAAAAACAAAAUUAAGCAACUAUGGAUGAAGGAGGAUCAAGGGGGAGUGCCAAGGAAGAUGGCGGCGCUGAUGUCCGGUACCGGGGUGUGCGACGCCGGCCUUGGGGGAAGUUCGCGGCGGAGAUUCGUGACUCGACGAGGCAAGGGCAGAGGGUGUGGCUUGGAACUUUCAAUACGGCUGAGGAAGCAGCCAGAGCAUAUGACAGAGCUGCUUAUGGAAUGAGAGGUUCAUUUGCAAUCCUUAACUUCCCAAAUGAGUAUAAUAUGUCAGGUACUUCUAGUGCUAGCGCUACUAAUGCUUCAUCAUCCUCAUCCUCUUCAAGGCAUGCAAAUGUUGGAAGAAGUAAUGAGCAACAAGGAAGACAAGUGUUUGAGUUUGAGUACUAUGAUGACAAAUUGCUUGAGGAGCUUCUUGAUUAUGAAGAGAAAAAUAAAAAAAAGUGACUUUAAAAAGCUACUAGUACUCCAAUAAUGAACCCGUUUGAAUAUGUACCAGAGAACAUUUAUCGGAGCUUAUCUUAUUUAAAAAACACAAGAUAAGCUCUAAUAAAUAUUUUUUAGUCCGUACUCAAACGGGUUCAAUGUCACUGAUAAUGUUACUAGCACUAGUAAUUACGCAUCUAUGUAUGCAUGUCUAGUUCACUAAGUGGCACAAUAUGGUGACAAAGCUAUAUCUAUAUCUAUCAUCACCAAAUUUCUGAGUUUUGGUGCAAACUAUAUAAGAGUGCAUUCAUUCAAGAAGUUAAGGUCUUGUCGGCCUAUGUAAUGUCCAUGUUCCUGCUAAUAACCUCCCUACAUUACGUUUUCAUUUGGUCCUAUUUAAUAUGCAUGAUGUUAUACUCUGUUUCCCCUGCAUUUUGGAUAAUACCUGUCCAUUUCUCAAAACUCUGUAGCAACAAAAUGUGCUGCUGAUACAAUAUUUGGCUCACAUGAAAACUUCACAUAAC
This is a messenger RNA of Lotus japonicus, 967 nucleotides long. Its product is annotated as ethylene-responsive transcription factor ERF096-like. NCBI's taxonomy places the organism in Eukaryota, Viridiplantae, Streptophyta, Magnoliopsida, Fabales, Fabaceae. The record is from RefSeq and is a predicted model, not a curated record. The transcript has a single exon. Bases 42 to 464 code for a protein of 140 amino acids. Gene Ontology annotation, molecular function: DNA binding; DNA-binding transcription factor activity. Gene Ontology annotation, biological process: regulation of DNA-templated transcription; ethylene-activated signaling pathway.